This is a messenger RNA of Alosa alosa (allis shad), 869 nucleotides long. RefSeq names its product F-box protein 36b (gene fbxo36b). Bases 14 to 643 code for a protein of 209 amino acids. Lineage: Eukaryota; Metazoa; Chordata; Actinopteri; Clupeiformes; Clupeidae. The transcript has 4 exons. Gene Ontology annotation, molecular function: protein binding. The record is from RefSeq and is a predicted model, not a curated record.
UGCGUCUUUACAAAUGGCGAGUCUUAUGGGGGAAACUUUGUUCGAAAUCAGCGGACAAGGGCCAGCUCCAAUGAAGGAUUACUUUCAUCUUCAAAUAGCAAAAUCAGAAGUGAUUUGGAGAUGGUGGAAGAUUUCUUUGAGAAGCGAAAGCACAAAACCUGGAGAAUUCAGGGAGUCACACUCAGAUUAUCUGGAGAACAGCAUGUUACAGAGCCAGGUUCGAGUGGUAUUCGGUUCUCGCAUCAUGCAACAUACUCUAGCGCUAUGUGAGGGACACUUCGAUUACCUGGAACGCCUUCCCAGACGACUCCUGCUUCGGAUCAUGACCUAUCUCAAUUUAGAAGACAUUGCACAACUUGGACAAACUUCUCAAGCUUUCAGAAAGUUGUGUGGCUCAAAUGAAUUUUGGGAACACACUUUCAGGGUUCACUACAACACAGUUCCCGCUGGUGUGGAGAUGUUGGCCAGUGAGCUAGGAUGGAAAACUGUUUUCUUUACCAGUAAGCUUCAGCUGCAGAAGCAAAUAAGUCGGCGAAGACAAAUGACUGAGGAGGAAAAUUGCCAAGAUAGGACAGAGCACACUAUUCCAAGUUUGAGCUACAUAAGUGACAAUGACCGAGGGGAUUGUACUACCCUGGAGUGAGAAUCCCUGUUCUUUGCAUACAUAUCGUACAGAAAAGAUUAACUGGAGCAUAUGUAUAGUAUAGAUCACCAUAACAAAAAUAGUUAAGGUGAUUUCUACAUCAUGUUUUGAAAUUGCAUACACUGGUUCUGUAUCCUGAACAUUGCAUUCGUUUAUGAACAGGUUGAAAUCCUCACCUUUAAAGGGACACCAGGCAAGCCUGAUGCUUUUUCUCUACAAAACCCCU